AUGCUCAAUUUAGCACGAUUAAGUAGUGCAGCAUUCCAAUCAGCUGAUAGGAUACUCAACUACAACAAUGCAUUUUAUAUCACUCAGCAAGGCGCUCUGGCUAACUUCUUGACGGAUUACGGGCUGGCAAGACUUGAUAUAGAGCUAAUCAGAGAAAAAUCGGUUGAUGGCUACUUACUAUUGUACCAAGCUGCUGAUCCAGAUAUUAUUGGAGUUAAUAGUUUGACGGCACAGAAGCUUCUGAUUUGUACCGACCGCGUACUACCUGAAGCAUAUGUAAGCUUCUAUGCUCAUGGUGAGUACGCUGUACGUGGAGGUUGGUAA
Saccharomyces mikatae IFO 1815 is the source of this 324-nucleotide messenger RNA. RefSeq lists its product as uncharacterized. The record is from RefSeq and is a predicted model, not a curated record. Bases 1 to 324 code for a protein of 107 amino acids. Lineage: Eukaryota; Fungi; Ascomycota; Saccharomycetes; Saccharomycetales; Saccharomycetaceae. The transcript has a single exon.